Messenger RNA from Ictalurus furcatus (blue catfish), 1357 nucleotides. RefSeq names its product retinaldehyde binding protein 1b (gene rlbp1b). Gene Ontology annotation, molecular function: phosphatidylinositol bisphosphate binding. The record is from RefSeq and is a predicted model, not a curated record. Lineage: Eukaryota; Metazoa; Chordata; Actinopteri; Siluriformes; Ictaluridae. The transcript is spliced from 7 exons. The coding region runs from base 1 to 1050 and encodes 349 amino acids. Gene Ontology annotation, cellular component: membrane.
AUGUUAAGCCAGAGGGAGGGGUACCACUACAAAUGGUCGAAGACAGCAAAAUCUCUCCUCACUACAGUGUUGGUGACGGACCCUUCAGCUGCACGGCAACGUGUGAGUGUUUUUUUCAGAGCCGGUGUCUUUGUGCAGGGUGGAACGUUCCGCAUGGUGUCAGAGGAAGAGCAGACGCUUAGGGCCAAACUGGAGCGUCUCACCGUCAAAGACCACGGGCCAGUGUUUGGACCUUGUGCCAAGCUCCCUGAUCACACCAUUCAGAAGGCUAAAGAUGAGCUGAAUGAGACAGAGGAGAAAAAAGUGUCAGCAGUGAAGGAACUGAAGGACAUCAUUAAAGAGAAGGCAGACAGCGGAGAUGACCUGGCCAAAGCGGUGCAGGAAACGUUCAUCGAGAAACCUGAUGCCGUGAUUAUUAGGUUCAUUCGGGCCAGAAAGUAUGAUGUGAAUAGGGCUUUUGAGCUCAUGAAGGGUUACGUGCGCUUCAGACGAGAUUACCCCGAGCUCUUUGAGAACUUAAGCCCAGAAGCUGUACGCAGCACCAUUGAAGCCGGAUACCCAGGGAUCCUCUCUAGCAGAGACAAACAUGGCCAUGUAGUGUUGCUCUUCAACAUUGAGAACUGGGACUAUGAAGAGAUCACCUUUGAUGAGAUCAUCAGAGCUUACUGUGUGAUCCUGGAGAAGUUGCUGGAGAAUGAGGAGACUCAGAUCAAUGGCUUCUGCAUCAUUGAGAACUUUAAAGGCUUCACCAUGCAGCAGGCAUCCAGUAUCAAGCCCUCAGAACUGAAGAAAAUGGUAGACAUGUUGCAGGACUCCUUUCCUGCUCGCUUUAAAGCAGUGCACUUCAUCCACCAGCCCUGGUAUUUCACUACCACCUAUAAUGUGGUCAAACCAUUGUUGAAGAGCAAACUCCUGGAGAGGGUGUUUGUCCAUGGAGAGGAGCUGGAGAGCUACUAUAAGGAGUUUGAUCCUGAAAUCCUGCCUGCAGAGUUUGAAGGGAAGGGUCCCAACUAUGAUGGCAAGGCAACAGCUGCAAAACUUUUUGACUGAAAAAUACAACUGUCAUGAAAUUCCUCUGUAGUCAUUGUGUAUGUUUUAGUAUUAUAGCAUAGAGAAUAAGUAUGUGAAAAUUUGUUUGUAAGUCAUAUCCAAUGUGGACUAUGUGUAAAAUGACAUAUUGUUGUGGCAGAAAAAUAAUCUGAUUACAUAAAAUGUCCUAUGUUCGUGAAUGUUGAAAUAAUUGGCCUGAGGGAAUCAUGCAAUUAUGUAAUAUCAGUGCUGAUGAAUUGACAUCAUUUAAAAGUAAGGACAAAAAAAAAAUCAUUUAAAAAUAGUUUAAUUUGGAUGAGCAUUUUUA